GCUGAGAACCAGAAGGCACACGUCACGUCGAUUUGAUUUUCGAACCGGAGAUUUUCGUGGUGUUUUUAGAGAUCUUUCCAGCAUCCCUCAACAAAAGCGAGCCACGAUGAAGAACCUGACCGAAGUGCUGCACAAGUUCUACGAUGAGUACACGGUGAAAACGCCCAAGAAGCUCAAGAUUGUCGACGCCUACUUGCUGUACAUACUGCUGACCGGCAUCACACAGUUUGUUUACUGUUGCCUCGUUGGAACAUUCCCGUUCAACUCAUUCCUGGCCGGUUUUAUCUGCACCGUCAGCUGCUUCGUACUCGGAGUUUGUCUCCGUCUCCAGUCCAACCCGCAGAACAAGGACCAGUUUGCAGGAAUCUCUCCCGAACGUGGCUUCGCUGAUUUCGUAUUUGCACACGUUAUAUUGCACCUGGUCGUGGUCAACUUUAUUGGCUAAAUUGGGUCGGGAUGCAAUCGCGAAUUUAGAUUUUAAGAAGAAAAAGCGAUCCGAGGGGGAGGAAUCUGUGGAAGGUGGAAAUACAUAAUGAACAAAUGAA
This is a messenger RNA of Anopheles darlingi, 545 nucleotides long. It is a transcript of the gene Dad1, whose product is annotated as dolichyl-diphosphooligosaccharide--protein glycosyltransferase subunit DAD1. Gene Ontology annotation, cellular component: oligosaccharyltransferase complex; membrane. The transcript is spliced from 2 exons. Gene Ontology annotation, biological process: protein N-linked glycosylation. Bases 107 to 445 code for a protein of 112 amino acids. NCBI's taxonomy places the organism in Eukaryota, Metazoa, Arthropoda, Insecta, Diptera, Culicidae. The record is from RefSeq and is a predicted model, not a curated record.